Molecule: messenger RNA, 3305 nt
Organism: Oryctolagus cuniculus (rabbit)
Lineage: Eukaryota; Metazoa; Chordata; Mammalia; Lagomorpha; Leporidae
Source: RefSeq, a predicted model, not a curated record
UGCCGCCUCCCGCGGCGGGCCCUGCGGUGCGGUGCACCGGCCAUUUCCCGUGUUGGCGGGGUGCAGGCGUCAUACGCACCACAGGCACCUCCGGGGAGCCCGUCCCCCCGCUUCCCUGCGGAUUUCCGGGUAACCCGGGGGCAGGGUCACUCCGCGUGCACCAGAGACUGGCCCGGGGAGGAGGGGCAGAAUGAGGCAGAGGAUGCGCGCCCCGCGCCCCCGCCAGAGGGGUCACAACGGCCACCACUGGACGCCUCCUAGGAGCCGGACUCUGCCCAGCGCCCCGGGGACGGAGGCCCUGCUGUCCGGCGCCGCUCGCGCUCUAUCGAGAGAAGGGUCAGGAAGCAAGGGAGCGAGUCGCGAGGGCUCCGUAGGGAGUGGGAGAGGGCUGACUGGUGGUCCGGUAAGGCUUCUCGGAGGAGGCGCCACGGAAGCCGGCGCUCGGAGGGCGAGAAGAAACCAGCCAGGGGCAGGAGGGGCCGCGGACGACACAGCCUCAGGGGACCCCAGGCCCGCGGCCCCGCAAGAGGAGCCCUCGGGGCGGGGGGCUCUGGCACCCCCUUCGGCCCUUUAAGGGGGAGCAGGGGUCGGUGUGGGCGGUGUCAAGGCCCCCUCGCGACCGCUGAUUGGGCGGCGCGGCCGAGCGGCGCGGCUCCACGGGCUCUGAUAGGCGAGCGCGGCCGGGCGCCGCCGCCAGGUGAUGCCGAGGGUCUGCGCUCGCGGCCACGUGGGGGGCGCGCGGGGCGGGCGCCCGGGCGCAGCAGCGCGGGGGACGCGCAGGGGUCGGGAGCUGGAGCUGCGGGACGGGACGCGCCACGACAGGGCUGCCGCGCCUUUCUUCCUGUGGACCUUGAAGCUGGGCACCCUCGGGGCCAUGCAGAGGGCAGGGGCGGGCGGCCGGAGGGCCUCUGACUGCGGGCCGGCCCCGUACCGGCCCAGGUGCAUCACCAAGUUUGCCCAGUACGUGGGCUCCUUCCCCGUGGACGACCUGGACACCCAGGAGAGCGUGUGGCUGGUGCAGCAGCAGCUGUGGACACUGAAGGACUGUCCGCGCCGCCGGGCCGUCAUCCUGAAAUUCAGCCUCCAGGGACUGAAGAUCUACAGCGGGGAGGGUGAGGUGCUCCUGAUGGCCCACGCCCUGAGGCGCAUCCUCUACUCCACCUGGUGCCCGGCUGACUGCCAGUUCGCCUUCGUUGCGCGGAACCCACGGAGCCCGGCCAGCAAGCUCUUCUGCCACCUCUUUGUGGGCAGCCAGCCCGGAGAGGUCCACAUCCUGUACCUGCUGCUGUGCCGCUCCUUCCAGCUGGCUUACCUCCUGCAGCACCCCGAGGAGAGGGCCCAGCCUGAGCCCUCCCCAGCACCCACUGCGGAUGUGCCUCCGAAGCCCCUGGGGGGCCCACCUGCCCUGGCACGGGAGCCCUUCGGCCGGGAUCAGCUGUCACAGAACGUCCACGCCUUGGUCUCCUUCCGGCGGCUGCCAGCAGAGGGGCCGGUGGGCAGUGGGGAGCUGCUGGAGUCGGAGGGCCGAGGGGGCGCCCGCCACGCCCGCCUGGGGAACCCCUACUGCUCGCCCACGCUGGUCCGCAAGAAAGCCAUUCGCAGCAAGGUGAUCCGCUCGGGGGCCUACCGGGGCUGCACCUACGAGGCUCAGCUGCAGCUGUCGGCGCGGGAGGCCUUUCCCGCCGCAUGGGAGGCGUGGCCCCGGGGUCCUGGGGGCCCCUCGUGCCUGGUGGAGAGCGAGGGCAGCCUGACGGAGAACAUCUGGGCCUUUGCUGGCAUCUCCAGGACCUGUGCCCUGGCCCUGCUGCGGAGAGACGUGCUCGGGGCCUUCCUGCUGUGGCCGGAGCCGGGCGCCAGCGGCCAGUGGUGCCUGUCCGUGCGCACGCAGUGCGGCGUGGUGCCCCACCAGGUCUUCCGCAACCCCCUAGGCCGCUACUGCCUGGAGCGGCUGCCAGCAGACUUCCCCAGCCUGGAGGCCCUGGUGGAGAACCGCGCCGGCGCCAAGCGCAGCCUCUUCUGCCCCCUGGGCAUGGGCCGCCUGAACCCCACCUAUGAGGAGCAGGACUCCGGGCCGCCUCGGACUCUCCGGCCCCUUGGCCACGCCAAGUCCGAGGCAGAACUGCAGGGCCUGGGCUAGGAGAACGUGCGCGCGCACGGCGCCGCCUCACCUUGCUCCUGCCUGCCCCACCCCGCGCCAUGCCUCUUGGGCCAGUCUUCUGUCCUGCGAGAUUCCUGGAGAUGUGGCAGAGCUCCGGGCUUCGGGCUUUCCCUGGUGACUUUGCCAACUUGUCACAUCCGGGCUCCCACUUGCCUCCUGGCAGAGGAGCCCGCCAAGGGGGGCGGGGGCCCUGACGGGGGUGGGGGUCUCCAGAGAGUUCUGGCCAGGUGAGAGAGAGUGAGGUCUCCCGCCCCAGCUCCCCCAGCUGUCUGGGAGGUGCCGGCCAGGAUCUGCAGGCCACAGUUGCUCUGUGGCUGGUGUGUCCUCCGACAUGGCACCACCCGUGGCUGGCGGGGUCAGAGCAGAGGCCUUCAUGCAGAGGUGGUGGUGACGUGUGCCCUGCCAGAGGCGCUGAGGCCUCAGCGGGCAGGGGGAGACCCAGGUGGGGCUGCAGGCAAUGGCCCUGCUGGCGACUGGCAUCCAGGGUGCCCCCACCCCUUCUGAGUAAGCUCGACGGGCAGUCGUGAGUGUGUAGGCACAGUUACUGCUCCGGAUAUCUGUCCCCGAGGCGGGGCCGUGCCGUGCUGGGACGUAACAGGUAUGCGAGUCCUGGAAGGCAGAGGCGCCUGUGCGCAGCCGCACCAGGACAGGACCUCGGCCAGGGGCCUGUGGCUUUCUUGCAAGACAGGUGCCCUGGCCUGUCUCAAAGGAGAGGAGGCGGUCCCCCGGGGCUCUUUUAGUCGGAGAUACUGCCCUGAUUUGUGCCGAAUGGGAGUGGGACAUUGGGACUGGUGUUCCAGGCAUCUUGACUGAACCGGUCCCCUCCCUGGGCAGAGUGCCGUCCUGUGGCGGGAGCCCCCAGCCUCAUGUGCCCCGCAGCCCUGGCAAUGGGGGGCUGGGUUCACAGUCAGUGUUCCACUGCAGGGUGGGCUCGGGGGAGCGCUGAGCACAUGGAAGGGAGCAGCCUUCCCCAAGCUCAGACUUCGGUCAGCUCCUGCUGGUCACAGGUUACACUUGGGCAAGGCUUUUGGCCCAGGGAUGCCAGCUUCUUAGUGUCUUAAUAAUGGAGCACGGCUGUGUGUGUGUGUCUGUGUCCCAACCACCACCACUUGGGUCGCCCCAGUGUGGACUCAAUAAAACCCGUUCC